AUGCUUGGUGAAGGCACCGAGGAUGGUACCCGCGUUUAUGUUGCUCCGUUGCUAGACGACGACGACGAUCAUCCCGACGCUCCCGAUAUCCUGCAGCCUCAAGAUGAGGAGACCGGCGUCAUCUACCUCCCCGUCUGGUUACGGGAAUCGUCCAAGUCCUUUCACUGGAGUUGGGUCCCUCUUCCUAUUCGAAAGGUCGCAUGGGCCACGGCGACCUGGGUGAAGGGCCCCGACCCGCCCCAUGACCUCCUGUUGAAGCCUUUGUUCCCUCGUAUCCAAGAACUCCCGGUCCGGUACCUGGAACGCUUCUUCCCCAAGCGGGGACACAAGAUCACCUUGCUUUUCUUGCUGUAUUUUGUCUGGUUUCUGCCCUGGACUAUCGUCCUCUUGCAUGCGCGCUCGGCCGGUUAUAUAGAAGGCUAUGGGCGUCCCCAGACCCUUUCGUGCUCGACAAGUUUUUGGGAUUUUGGAAACGAAUGCGGACUGAAUGGAAAUGAUUGCCGCCCAUUUUCGGCAUCGACAAUUCCUUUCCGCUGUCCCGCGAACUGCCGGGACGCCAAGCUGUCGGAACCCCAUACCGUCGGCAACCAUACCUAUAGUUACCGCGGCCUUGUAGUUGGUGGCCCGCAACCCGAUUUCGAUGAAACCCCCAUCUACCGAGCCGACAGCUUCGUCUGUCAGGCGGCCAUCCAUGCCGGCGUCAUCACCAAUACUGUGGGGGGUUGCGGCGUGGUGCAGCUGGAGGGUGCGGCGCACUCAUACCCUGCUUCUAAGCGCAACGGCAUUCAGUCGGUCGGAUUCCCUUCGACGUUCCCCAAGUCAUUCAGCUUUGCGUCGCUGUCCUCGUCGCAGGAGACUUGCCCCAAAGAUCCGCGGUGGCCUCUGCUCGGCAUCACUAUCGGGUCGCUGACUGUCCUGUGGCUCUUCUGCACUUCCCCGCCCGUGUUGUUCUUCAGCACGUUCGCCAUGGUCUUCUGUCAGGUGGGAUUGGUGUCCGACCCGCCAUCAUACCCCCAAUUCGCCGAUCUCGUCUCCAGCCUCCUUUCGCGACUGCUGCCGGCAUCAUUUGUGGCCUACGUGCUAUUUAAAUACUGCGCCCGUCCCUUGCUUACCCCGCUCUCCGAACCUGUGUACCAGAUGACGAGGGCGUUCCUCUACCUGCCUCCCGUGUUCAUUGGCGCCUUGAACAACUACACUUUCGCCAGGCUGAUUCCCCUUGAACGUCUCACGCCUUAUGACAUCCAAAAACAGCCGGGGGCGAAGCUGGCCCUGGCCCUGGUGAUCCCAACGGUGAUUACCAUUAUUCUCAGCCAAGCCUGGAAGAUUCGCCAGGGUGGUUUGAUGCCGCAUUAUUUGAAGAUCUAUUGCACCAUGGGCUUGAUUCUCCUGAUCCUACUUCCGUUGCCCGGCCUACGCCUGCGAAUCCAUCAUUAUAUUCUCGCCAUCCUUCUCAUGCCCGGAACCGCCCUCCCCACACGCCCGUCGCUGAUCUAUCAAGGUCUGCUCCUCGGUCUUUUCAUCAACGGUGUCGCCCGGUGGGGAUUUGCCUCGAUCAUCGAGACACCGGCGGCUCUGGGCGAACAGCCCGGCGGAUCCCACGGCUGGUGGGGAGGCACCUACCCCGAUAUUUCGAAUAAAACUGUGGAGAUCUCCCUGCCGGGUAGGGACUCGAGAGAAAUGUACCACGGUAACGGCAACAUCACCUUCCUCCUGUGGGAGCGCGAACGCAUGGCCGACCUCGGCGUGGACGGCGUGUCCGUCUUGGUCAACGAUGUGGAACGCUGGCGCGGAUACCUGGACGAGGACAAGUACGGCGAGUUCACCUGGCACCGACACGGCCACAACGGUCUCGAACUCAAACACAGUCCCAUGAUCGAGAGCGACGACGAACCCGACUUGAUAGACUCGACAUCCAUAGAAGCAGAAAGCGAAGCUACAGAGGACAAGAAACCCGAAGACCUCUUUUUCCGGUUCGCCUUCUUAAAAGGCGCGGAUGCGGGCAUAUACAGCGGUGCCGGAGUUUGGUUAGAAGACGGAGAAUGGAUUUCACCUCCUCCGCCCAAGAAUUAG
Messenger RNA from Aspergillus affinis, 2070 nucleotides. RefSeq names its product LCCL domain-containing protein. The coding region runs from base 1 to 2070 and encodes 689 amino acids. The record is from RefSeq and is a predicted model, not a curated record. NCBI's taxonomy places the organism in Eukaryota, Fungi, Ascomycota, Eurotiomycetes, Eurotiales, Aspergillaceae. The transcript has 2 exons.